Messenger RNA from Exophiala mesophila, 1713 nucleotides. RefSeq lists its product as uncharacterized. The transcript has a single exon. Lineage: Eukaryota; Fungi; Ascomycota; Eurotiomycetes; Chaetothyriales; Herpotrichiellaceae. The record is from RefSeq and is a predicted model, not a curated record. The coding region runs from base 418 to 1545 and encodes 375 amino acids.
AUUAGACGAGGCUCAGCACAUGGUUUGCACCAACAUUUACACACACCUCACUAGAGGAUGGGACUCCCUACAGGCUCCGUUUCUGUGCAAGGUCCAUAUGUCGAGUCCUUGGACUUCUGUUGACUUCAUGUGAAGCCCCCAUUCCUUCAAAACACACCUGGUUUGAAUCAUUGUCCUUGUCUGCGUUCUCCAUUGGCUCUCGCCCUUUCACGUUCACACUCGCCUCACCUGUGCUGACGAGUCCAGCGUGUUUUCAUGUUUUCUGUGUCAAUUUAAUAAUCCCAACAGCUCGAUAUUGCGAGCAGAGCGUUGUAUUUACCUGCAUGCGACAUCGGCAAUCACAUCACGGACGGACUAGGUGGUACGACCAGAGACUGAGAUCGACAUCACGGCCGUGCUGUGUCUCGCAGAGCCACCAUGGUUGAGUUGAUCCCUCCCCCAGAUCCUCUAUCACUACUUCCUCCUUUACUCGCAUGUCUCCCUACUUCCUUCGCAUCUCCAAGGCCGCCACCGGCUCUCCUGCCCCUCUUGUCACCGAUCCUAAGGCAGCGUCUGAACCUGAACACUUCGGGGGCUUCUCGAGACAACUGGUCUCCUCUGUUGACAUGGGAUGUCGAAAAGGGAGACGCACUGAAGGACACCAUUGAGAAUACCGUUUUUGAACCACAUCCCGCAUCAGGAGAGAUUGAAGUGGGCGAGGUAGCACCCAUCACAUACAAGAGAUUCGACGAAGAGACAUUGAAAGCCCAGGUAUCCCUUCAAGACUGGCCCUUUACCGUGCUGUACCUUUGGUGCACGGGAGGCGAGGACGGCAAUGGAUGGAGGGUCAGCGAGCUUUUCCCUUUUAGCCACGAACUACAGAGUGAUAGCACAUGGUCACGAUCGAUUUCUGAGGCUAACGAAAGCUCACGAGCAAGACUUGUGGACGAGGCUAUCAGAGACGCGGAUAGAGCGAGUGCGGCACAGACGGCAGCACGCAGGAAUCUGGGAGUCCAGCAGACAACCGAUGAAGAUGACUAUUGGGCCAUGUACGACAAGUCUGAAGGCAGAACACCUGCCCGGCAAGGCUCGAUCGAGCCGACUGGACAGACUGCCGCUUCCGAGGACGACUAUUACAAUCGUUAUGGCAGUGUCCAACCCGCAGUUGAUGCACAUGAUCCCGACGAGGACGUACAAGGUGCCACCGAGUCGAGUCUGAACGGCAACGCCCUUGAGAGCUUCCUCUCGCGGCAACUCGAGACCCAGGGAGGCCUUCAUGGUGCAGCAUAUCCUAGCGGCCUGGACAGACACGACCCAGAAGAUUAUGUGCAGGUCAAUCAACCUAUACCAUCGUCUCCGUCCUCAAGGGGUUCAGACACGAUCGCUCGUCUCGAAGAACACGCUGAGCGACUGGGAGCCUCUGAUAUUGGAAUCCGACAGCAUAUUGGAAGCACCGUCAAAAGCAUGUAUCGCUUGGCCAAAAGUGCUGGGAUGGAGCGAGACGAAUUCGAGCGACUUGUCCAGCGGGAAUUGGAAACCCUGAGUAUUUAUGAUAGAAAUGACUGAGGGGGCCGCUGGCAACGGUGGUAGGCGACCUGGAAAGGGGUCGAGGUCUGUUGAACAGAAUUGAUGUAUUGCGUCCAAAUGUGGCCUGAAGUGACCCGUGGAAGCCAUCUGGUUUACCUACUGAAUUAAAUAGUUUUGCUGUUUAUCCAACACCGAGGCAUUUAAUGA